UUCGGGGGUGUGUGUAGGCGGAAUGAAAAAUAACAAUAUUGCAGUCAGUGGUGAGCAAGUGGAUCUGAAGCAAAAAUCAUUCCGCACCAAAAGAAACUUGUAAAAAUCGUGAAAAACUGCGAAAAAUGUUCCAAAUUGUGUUUAUUGAGUGAUAGUUCGAACGUUUCGACAUGGAUUCCAAAAAGGACAUAUACAAUUUGUGGAUUCAGUACACAACAAAGAAUGAGGAAAUCUACUUCCGGCAGUUUAUCCAAGGAUUCGUCAGCAUUUGGCAGAAUCAGCUGCUGCUGGAUUUCGACAAUAUUCCGCCCUGGUCGUCGAUUGCUCCCGAUUCCGGACCACACCUGAAUCGGCUCCCGGAGGAGCUGCUGCCGGCAAUAGAGAAGUUCCUGAUAAUCGCUCGGGACAAGUUCGAAAGGGCGUCCGGUGACGAUACCAACGAGGAAAAGGACAAUGAAGCGAUUGACGAGAUUCAGCUCCUGGUACGAUGUCUGACCAUAAUCUGCCGUCAUUUCGACAACAUCGGAACAAUCAUCAAGUCCAGCUAUAUAUCGAGCUGCGUAGCCAUUUCAAAUUCAAUUAUCGAUAAGCUGAACGUUUCUCCAUCAGUGAGCACGGCGCAGAUCCUGUUUCUGGAAUGUUUCAGCCAAUUUCUCGAAGUCCUGUACGAUCCUUACUUCACGUGGCGCAAUUUUUUGCGUGGGGAUGUGGCCGACUAUGCAAAGCUCGCAUACAAAAUCUCGCCCAUGCACGCCGAAAUAGUGCCAUUCAUUUACGAUUGCUUCCAAACGAAGCAAAUCUCCCGGCAUCCCGAAAUCGGUAAACAUUUGAUUCACAUCCUCGGUGCAGUGAUAUCUGGAUCGCAGGUUGCUCUAAUUUCAGAAACGAAUCAGAACAUUAACUCUUACCAUCUAAACUAUCCCUCUGGUGAAGGAUCUGCGAAUGUGGAUAAUGGAUUACGUGCCAUAAGUCCCGCUACAGUUACCAUUAUAAUGGAUAUCCUUUCCAAGUGGGAAAGCGAUUCCAAUCUACGUCAGCUCGUGCUACAGUGUUUCUCAAUGAUGGCAAUCAUAUUGCAAAAGUCUAGUCCUGAACAGCGCCAAAUCGAUUUACUCACUAUUUUUCAACUGUAUCUGGGAGCCGUUCACACUUUGCUGGAGACGGACCAUUUUAUGCAAAAAUCUUCGCCGGCGGAAAGUUUCGAGGUGUCGCCAAAUGAUGAUAAUUACAUCGAUGUCAAUGCGCUAAACGCGAUCAUCGGAAUAAUAGAGCACUUCCUACCGGCGCACGUUAACAAACACGUUCUGUGCAAUGCAAUGUUCGAAGCAAAGUUCAUACCCAGUCUGGUGCAAAUUCCAGAACGAGUAAAGUCCUGGCACAUCGAUCAUCAAACCUUGGGAUCAACAUUAGUCCGAAAUUUCCACAAACUUUGCAGUUGCUCGGAGAAAAUUCACUACAAUCUGAUGCAUACGAAUAACAUAAACGUUCUGUUUGAUGGGCUUAAACUUUUCGGACGGCCCUCCCAUGAUUUGGUGUGCGAUUGUUUGUAUUUUGCCUUCGAAGGAGGGGAUUACCACAGUUUGAAUGCGAGGAUUGUUACCAAGUUGGUGCAAUGGAUUCCUGCCAUGGCCGAAUCGGAACAAAACUACACCAGCGAUGUGCUGCUGAAGAAGUGUUCGGCCAGCGUACAGAAUAAACAUGCCAUCUCGGAGCAAAGGAUGAUCAAGUGUAUUGUAGAUAGCUGUCUAACCGAUCAAAACAGAUUAACUUCGAAAUGCAGCAUAAAUCUACUCAAACUAAUCGAGGAGCUAGCCAAGCAUAGUAUUCAUCCAAUCGAGCUGAAAUGCCUUCUGCGACUACUUAGGAUCGAAGUCAACUUUGAGUACCGAAAGCAAUUGCUGGAAGUCAUUCUUAGGGUAUCGCAGUACAGGCUGUCGCUCGGGGUCACUCCCGUUGAGUAUCUGGACAUCCAAGGAAACACAAAUGGAAUAACAAUUCCCGAAAUACGCAAAUGGGACACCGCCCACGGAUUCGUAUUCCAUGCUUGGGUUCGCCUGGACAAGGACGUUGAACACUACAGCGACGAGGAAGGAAUCAACCUGCAAAACUAUCGGAGACAUUUGUUCAGCUUGACAACUAAUUUUGGGACGGGAUAUGAAUUUUUCGUUCAAAAGAAUGGCAAUUUUGUGGUUAGUGUCAUCACGAAAAAGGAAUUUUUCACGGCUACGGCUCAAUCGACGCAUCUGCUGGACGGCCGCUGGCACUCCAUUACUGUGAGUGUGAUUCCUCCGAAGAGAUUGUUCUCCUAUCAUCAGAUCAAUGUGUACAUAGACUCGGUGCAGAAACUGGGAUCAACCAUGAAGUAUCCGGCGUUUGCUGAGGUAUUCUAUUACUGUGCUAUUGGCGCUCCAUACAACAAUGUACGAAAAGUGUCGCACACAUCUCACCACUCGAACGCAGCUCGCAUGACGUCAUCACCGGAGAGUACGCCGCCGCCAGUAGAAAAAGAUGAAAAGCCUCGAAGCGGACUGUUUCCCAGUCUAAUGGAGAAGACUUUCUUUCCGGGGAUUGUUUCACAAGUACCCAAUUAUUUCACCCUACCUGCCCGGCAAUCGCCAUCAUCCCUGGAUCCAAGUGUAAAAUCGUACCCAAUCGGAAUGCAAGAUCUGGUGUUUGGAGAGGCAAUCUGCUUGAAAGGACAGCUGGGAAGUGUUCUCCUGGCCGAUACGAAUAUAAAUUUGAAAAGUCUGUUCGAGGCUGGUCCCAGUAUUGCCAAUGUACUCGCGACGGAUAUGAUUGAAUCGUUCGACAUGGCUUCCAAGUUUGUGUUCUGCUUUUCACCGAGUGCUUGCUACGACGGUUUAUGCUUAGAUCUAGCCCCAGGAAAUCAAUACAAUGGCCACGUGGUAGCGAAUGUUUCUAGUAUACUGUCAAUUCAAAACGCCAUUAACGGAGUUGGAGGGAUGAUGGCGCUUUUACCGAUUUUAGACAACAUUUGUAAGAUCCCAGCGUGUGACAUUCCCACUUCUGAUGAGCUACUUCCACUAACACCGGUGGCCUCACCAACAAGAGAGGACCACUUCGGUGACUGGGAAAUGCUGCAACCAAAUUCCUUAACCGAAAAUAAGAUCAUUCAGAACCCUAUUGCAUGCUUUAUUUGUUUGGUGCGAAAUUUUAUGCACGGAAACGAUUUAAACAAAGAAAGCAUACUGAAAAAUGAAGGCAUUUCUUUGGUAAGUCAGCUUUUACAAACAUGUAACGAAGCGUGGUUCGAUGUUAACGUACUGAUGGCGGUACAACUCCUCAUUGAGUCGAUCCAAAACGAGAUGCCGUCGGCCAACAUGGACCUUCUACAUGUGCUUUACAAAGACCUGGUGUUCAACUUCCGUAUCUGGUCGAGAGCGCCGUUCCAAAUCGUAAUUGGACACAUUCAGUACAUUAGUGCAAUCAUCAAAGACGAUAGGAAAUAUUUUCGCAAGCAUUUCGGAACACAGUUUUUGCUGGACGUGAUUCAGGAAUUUUUCGCUGCGAAUUGCAAUCUCCCCCUACAGGAUGCCAAAAUGGUUCGCGAUUCGUUGCUUAGGAUCCUUCGAUACUACCUGCAGAAGGAGGUCAACAUUAAAGAGAUAUCCGCACUGCUGACCUUCCUGACGACGGUGAAAUCGGAGCCCGUGGUUGUGGAGAUCAUCGAAAUGCUAACCCAACUGAUCGAGGGAAAACACGUCAAGGAUCAAAUAUUUCUGCUAAUGUACGAACCACACAUGGCGGAAGCGCUGUAUUCCCUGUUCACAGAUCGACACUUUGGCACCGAGGUUCAUACAAGGCUACUGAAGUUUAUCAGCGGCAUGCUAAACACCAAACGAAUCUCCAGCAAACACAAAGCAGCGCUACGACUUUACGAAAGUUCAAUAGAAUGCAACAGUCUUUACCCAGGGCUGUUCUCGUUUAUGAUCCCCUUCGAUCUGGAACCGGAUGUGAUACUGGGUUUGUUGGAUCUAAAUCUUUGUCUGGAUUCUGAAAUGGGUUACGCCGGGGCUUUGUGCUUAAUAUAUCACGCCAAUUUGGCAAGCUUAUCGUUGAAGCUGGAGAUUGCAAGAAGGUUGAUGACCAGCACUUUCACAAAAUCAAAAGCUCCUCAAAUGAUAGCCAAGCAAGUGGGUUGGCAAGAGUCGAUUGCGCGGUUGUUGAUCAAAAAACCAGUCGAGAAUCGGUCACUUUCGGAAAAAGAAAAAGAGAAAGGACUCAUUUUGACCGACAUCGAGGAAAUUGUAAAACGGGAAAGUGAGUCUUCAAUUGGAAAUGGUCAAAAUGAUCUGAUCGUGUUCGACGAUGAGACGAUGGAAUUGAAAGCUCAGGAAACUUCAAAGCAACCGAACUCCUUCAUGACGGAAGCUGCGACAGUGAUUGAGAAUGAAAUCAAAGAGUUAGCUGAUAGUGUGCAGGAAGCAGUGGUUGACAAUAUCACAUCGUCGAUAACCUCGGUUUAUUCGGCAAUCAGGCAGAAAACCUCCGACAUUCAGGAUACUUUAGAGUCCCUGACGUUGAGUUUUGAGGAAGCAUCAGGAAGAAAGAAAAACUCGUCCUCUUUUUCGAGUAGCAGCGAUGAGAAUGCUUCGUUUGACGAAUCAUUGGCAGUAUCAUCUGUGAGAGACGACACACAAUCAACGAGAAGUGUUGAUGAUUUGGAUAGUAGUGUUGCCGCAGGUACCGACGAUCCCAAGUUAAAGUGUUCCGAAGAUAAUGACGAAGAAAAUUUAGUGUAUCUUGUGUCGAAUAUUUUGUUCACAAUUUUGUGGCGUGGUGUGGAAAAUUCUAAUGAUUCUUGGAAAGAGCGUGGACAAGUGAUGGCGUGUAUCAAUUUGAUAGCUUUAAAUAACGAGUUGUACUGCUCGCACUUGAGUUUGAGAUUGCGGAUUCUCGAAAUGGGGGUUCAAGCGGCGUUAAUUGAUUUGGGAGAAAAUGCACAGCUCGCUGUUACGCAUCAGCAAAAUGCAGCUCAACUGCUGAGGCUUGCGUAUGAUUUGGUAGUGUUGGAUCCGAAUGAAGAUGAUUCGAAGAAGUGCUCGACGAAGUUAUUGGAUGGUGUUCUAUCCCUGCUAGAUAUUCUUAUGGUGUUUCAACAGAGCAGCUCGGACGAUUGGUCCGAAAUGUCGCAUGUGUGUUUAGGCUUGCUGCUGAAGUGUUCUCACAAUCCCAACUCGGAUAUUGUGGCAAUGGCUACGGCCAAAUUGCAUGGCCUAUUACAAAAUCGAGUGAAUCAAGAUCCCGCGGAAAUCGGUUAUUUGUUGUAUAGUUUGAACCAGGCUAUCAGUAGUGCAAUAGAAGUGGGAAACUCCGAGCAGUAUUCGUUUUUGAUACCGGUGCUAAAAGCGCUGCUGGAAAAAUCAAGAAUGGUUAUUGGACUAACAACGAGUGCACCUGAUCUACCUUCAACGUCAUCGGGCCCUAUUUUCUUCCAAAACUUCCAAAUGUACUGUGUGAGCAAACAGUGGACCACGUUCAUCGAAAAGAAGAUCAAGCCACUGUAUAGCACCUAUCAGAAAGACUUAUCUAACUCGCUGUGGGAGCCGCUGAACACUUUUUGGGCCGAGUGCUACGAGUCGUGUAAAUUUUCGUCUCAGCGUCGUGCCAAGCUGCAGAUGGAAAGCCGUCGGAAGUUCCAGGAGAAAAUAUUGAUUCCAUGCCGAAUACGGCAGUCGGAGGAACUUGCACGAAUCACAGUGCAGCAGACGCAGCGGAAGGCGAAAGAUGCACACAUUGACCGUAGGUGGCAGAUGUUGAAGCGCUUCUUAUAUGGACCAAAGGGCGCGUGGGCCAAACUAUCGUCCGAGGAGGAAUAUUGGCGUUUAUCUCACCACGAAAACAACGUCCGUAUGCGGCUCAAGCUAGAGCCUGACCUGAAUCACGAUCCUCACACUGCUGCUUCCAAUAUGCGUGACAAUACGACCAGUACGUCUCAAACUCAACGUCUGUCGGCUGAACUGAGCUCAACGAUUGCCCCUGCGGCACUUGGCGAUGAAAGUGUCGACGAUGACAUUCUUCUUCUCGAGGAGGAAAUGCGCAACAAUGUGGAACCGCAAGUUCCUGAAACAUCCGGUAAGGAGAAAAUUGUCAUCUCUCAGGAGUGCGAGUUGAUAACGCUGAUGACAAGAGUCAAGGGAAGACUCGAUCUAACCACCAAUCAGAUAGUGUUUUCCGAAAUUAGUGCCAUACGUGACGAUGGUCAACGCCAUGAUUUCAAAUUUCCAAUUAGUCAAUUGCGAGAACUGCACCUGAGGAAGUUCAACCUACGCCGAAGUGCUUUGGAAAUGUUUUUGAUAGAUCAAACGAGUUAUUUCCUCAAUUUUACCACUAAGACUCGAAAUAAAAUUUUCACAAAAAUUCUUAGCCUGCAACCACCAAAUAUACUGUACGGAUCGGGACGAUCACCAGCAGAACUAUUGCGAUCUUCUGGUUUAACUCAGAAAUGGGUCAACAGGGAAAUAUCAAAUUUUGAAUAUCUCAUGCAUCUGAACACCAUCGCAGGUCGUUCGUACAAUGAUCUUAGCCAGUAUCCGGUAUUUCCGUGGAUAUUGGCAGACUAUACGAGCGACAUCUUGGAUCUCACCGAUCCGAAAUCGUUCAGGGAUCUGAGUAAACCGAUUGGCGUAGUCAAUCCGAAAAAUGAGAUUGAAGUGAGGAAUAAGUACGAAAGCUUCGAAGAUCCGUCCGGGAUGAUCCCAAAGUUUCAUUACGGCACUCACUACUCCAACUCAGCUGGUGUGCUACAUUAUUUGAUAAGAGUUGAACCGUUCACAUCUCUACACAUAGAGCUGCAAAGUGGACGAUUCGAUGUCGCUGAUAGACAGUUCCACUCCAUUCCGCAAACCUGGAAACUAUUAAUGGAUAACCCAAAUGACGUAAAAGAAUUGAUACCUGAAUUUUUUUAUUUCCCGGAGUUUUUAAAGAAUCUGAAUCAAUUUGACCUUGGAAUACUCCAACAAACAAAAGAACGAGUGGAUAAUGUUGUGCUACCUCCUUGGGCCAAAUCAGCAGAAGACUUCAUAGCAAUCCACCGACGAGCGUUGGAAUCAGAGUACGUUUCUCAGAAUCUUCAUCAUUGGAUUGAUCUGAUUUUUGGGUGCAAACAGAAGGGGGCUAAAGCUGUCGAAGCCUUGAAUGUGUUCUAUUACUGCUCGUAUGAAGGGGCAGUCGACCUAGAUAAAAUAACCAAUCCCGUGGAAAGAGAAGCCGUCGAAGGAAUGAUUAACAAUUUCGGCCAAACUCCGUCGCAACUGCUGCGAGAACAUCAUCCCAAACGACUUUCCCAGGACGAGUUAACGAUGAAGUUGUUAAAGUUGGAACUGAAAAAGCCCGAUCUCACUCUGAUCCUAGAUCGCGUGAACAGUGUCAAUUGCGAGCUUUCCACAGACAAAGAUCCAGUCAUGUACCUCAGCACACCUCGAAGUCCUCCGCGAUCAUUUUUGCAAACUAGUCCGGAUAUGCUGAUUUCGGUCACGAAAAAUGGUAUCCUCGGCUGCCACAGCUGGAUGUCGUUCGACAAAGAGAAAGGAUUUUUACUCGAAAUCGAUGCCACUACCUCCAAUCUGAAAAACCGCAAGAAACUAAUCGGCCCAUUCCAUCCUUCGAUAAAUUUGAAUUCGAAUCUAUUCGCUGUUAGCGUCGAUGGCAAAUAUUUGUAUGCCGGUGGCAUCUGGGACAAUUCCGUUCGUAUGUUCAAUAUGGCACGAGGAAAGGUGGUCGCAUCGGCGAUUCAUCAUUUCGACGUAGUAACAUGUGUAGCAUUGGACACUUGCGGAUCGUACCUGGUGACCGGUUCCAAGGACUGCACCUGCAUAAUAUGGUCUAUCAGCAAUGGAAGCACUAGUGGUGCUUCCAGUGCGUCGAAUCUUCAGCCAAACACGGCAGCAUUGAAUCAGAAUCUGGCGGGGAACGUUGUGGGAAGUGCCAACGUAGUUCACCUCACCAAUAACCUAACACCAAAGCCGGUGCACACGUUGUAUGGCCAUGAUGGGCCUGUUUCUUGUGUUGCGAUCAUGACGGAGUUGGACAUAGUGGCGUCGGGAUCUCUGGAUGGAACAGUCAACGUGUAUACGGUGAAAGAAGGUCAAUUCGUAAGGACAAUAAACCCCAUAGGCUGUACGGGUUCAAUAAUCGAAAUUUCAUUCAUUACUCUUUCUUACCAAGGUCACAUUGCAUUCUCAGCACUAGAUGACACAUCCCACUCUGUCCACGUAUUCAGUAUUAAUGGCGUUAAUUUAGGUUCCAAGUACGUAUCUGGGCGGGUCACAGGGCUGUCCACGGCAACCGAUUACCUGGUAGUUUCCGACGAUGCAGGUGAUCUCACCAUGAGUCGUCUCUAUGGGUUGAAGCCCAUCUUUGACAUUCCGCUGCAUAUUCCCACCCAAACGAUCGUUGCUACUGGCGGUAACACCCACCUGUUGGCACCGCUUCGUGAUGGAAGCUUAGCUGUGAUUGGCAUCAUGCAACCGAUUGCAUACAAAAAGCACGCUGUUCUGAACGUUUAGAUCGAUUUCCAUGCAAUACCAGUGCAGAUUGAUAUUUUGUCAAUCUAUUAUUUAUUUUCAUCCCACAAAAAAUAAUGAUAUUUUUUUCUACCAACUUAAGAGCGUUUUGCUACACCUACACACAUUUUAACAUUUAUAUCGAUUGAUUAAGGCAAACAUCAGGGUUCUGCGACUACUUCAUACGAGUUAAUAUCCAAAAAAAAGUCAGCUUAGUUCAUAGAAAUUCAUUCGGCUAUUGCUUCAGAUUUAAAGUUUUGACGGUUAAUUAUGCGUAAUGAAAUAAAACAAUGGCGAAUGCAUUGGUCAAUGUAUUUUUUUUCUCAAGAUUAGAGAAUAAUAUAUUAUAUAAUUUUAGAUGAAAUGUUACUUGAAAUGCAUGUUGUUAUUUUAUGGACGUACCUAUAAUGUAGACAACGUAUAUUAUGGACAAAUAUAGAAUCGUUGCAAAUUA
Aedes aegypti (yellow fever mosquito) is the source of this 8979-nucleotide messenger RNA. Its product is annotated as neurobeachin-like protein 1. Gene Ontology annotation, molecular function: protein kinase binding. Gene Ontology annotation, cellular component: cytosol; membrane. The transcript is spliced from 20 exons. Lineage: Eukaryota; Metazoa; Arthropoda; Insecta; Diptera; Culicidae. The coding region runs from base 171 to 8528 and encodes 2785 amino acids. Gene Ontology annotation, biological process: intracellular protein localization. The record is from RefSeq and is a predicted model, not a curated record.